AUGGCUCCUGGCUCUGCCACCGCAGGCUCAUCUGGGCAAGGGGCCAAGAAGCGAAAGGCCGACGCCCCAGCGCCCAAUGCUCGCAGCGACAACUUUGCCCAGAAGCGCUCCAAGGUUCACAUCGCACGCAACAUUCCCGCCCAGCCCGCCGACGCCGCACUCAAGGAUGGAGAACUCGACCUCCAGGCCUUUGUGGCCGCCCACGAGUUUGAGAUUCGGUCUCUCGAGCAGAGCAUAGCCACGUCCAAGGCUGUGGGCAGCAGCCGCGCCUUUCAGAAGGUUCCUCGAGGUUUGCGCCGUCGCACUGCGAGUCACAACCCGAAACGAGUUCCGCGCAGGUUAAGAUCGCGUGCGCAAAAGGAGAUGAAUGAGGAUAAUACACCAAAGGUAGAAGCCAGGAGGAGGAAACCUAGGACAACUCGAGGACGGAUACGAGCAGAGACGGCGCGACGAUUGGGAAUAUUGGCAGCAAGAAAGCGGAGGGCUGCGCUGGAAAAGGCCAAGGAGAAUGGGCAAGACGAAACCCCUGGAAGCGAAUUGGCUGUGGUAGGACGAGCGCCGAGACCCAAGAUUCGAAGAAACGAGCUCAACGAGCCCCCAAAACCUAUGGCCAAGUUUCGAAAACGACAACUGAACAAGACUUGGCUACCCACACAUGCAUGGCACGCCAAGAGAGCGCGCAUGACAGACCCUCUAAAUCCCCUGUGGCGGUUCGCUAUACCGUUGACACCAAACGAAAAGAUAUGCCGACCAACUCAUCGAGCGCAGGGUGACAGAGGCGCUGUGGUAUGGGAGAUGAGUUACAUGAGCACUAUUGGACUAUACGGAAACUCUGUUGGGAUAGAAAGGGUCCUCAAGCGAGUUGGUGUUGUGCAAGAUUCAUGUUGGAACGAGAAGGGCAGAAAAUGGAGACUGGGAACACGAUCGUGGACGGGCAUCUUGAGUCGAAAGACCAACACAGGACGACAAGUCAUCGGUCCAGGCACAAUUCUGUGGAACCCCGAGUCGUCAACACAGGCCGAGGUCCAAGAACCUCAAAAGAAGCAGAGACAAGUGUUUCUGCGCAUUCAUCCCUCAGCGUUUCUCGAGCUCUUCAACGAGCUACUGCAACUGAUCAAGCAAGAGAACCCCCGGCUCUAUAUCGAGGAUCUCCGGUUUGAGAUUGGCAGUAUUGACCUCACCGGCCCUGGCUCAACCGAGGCUCUACUCUCCGUGUUGACUCCCUAUCCUUCGAAAGACAAGGCAAAGGAUCAGCAUGCGGAGCUCUUCCGAGGUCUCGCGGGACUUAGCAACGCAGCAACAUUGCCUGCUGGUUCAAUCCUCAGCUUCCCAGUCCAAGACCCUCGUCUUAGGUAUCCUCCCAGACGGCUGGAGGUCUCUGAUGAUGCAGACGCGCAGCUACAACUUCUUGAAAAGAUUGCGGCUUGGCCAGCAGAAGAGGAUCUAUUGCCAUAUGCCAUCUUUGACCGAGAUGCCCGCCAUCGUGCGUCACAGCUCCCUUCACAGAAAAAUGUUGAUCGACGAAAGACGAAAAAGACUCCUGGAUCUCUGCUGAAGCCAACAGCAGUCGACCCUCCCAUUCCUGUCACACUCCUGGCGUCACGUACCGGCACAAGUACUCAAACCCAAGGCACAUGGACUCUCCUUGCCCCCUGGAAGUGCAUACAGCCGAUCUGGUACAGCCUGGUACAUUACCCCCUCUCGUCAGGGGGCAAUCCACGGUUCGCCGGAAUGGACGAGAUUCGUCAGAUCGCUUUCGAGCGCGGCCAGCCUUGGUUCCCAGGAGACUUUCCCGGGACGGCAGCCGGUGCUGAGUGGGAGCUUGAGGAACGGAGGAAGCGAAAGGCUGCUUGGGAGAGGCGGCCAAAGAGCAAGAGGGUGGCGUGGGAGUCGUUAGAUCUCGGCGGAGGGAGGAAGGGCGAGAUUGGAGAUGGCUUUGCCAGCAACUUUGAGUUGUUGUUCAAGUCGACCAAGACACGGUGCUCUUCGAAUAAUCAAGGCGAAGACCCUAUGGAUAUUGACCAAGACGAGUCGACGCAAAAGCCAGCACAACAGAAGUCAUCAGGCAUUCAUGGACUACAGCAGAUCUCCAAGGAUGCAUUCAAGCAGCUCCUUGAAAUCCCUCAACCUACCACGAUACCCACAAAUGCACUCGUCACCGUCCGGAUUACUCUACUCUCCCGCGGCGUCGUCACACCCUGCGCUCGCAUCUACCGUCUCCCCCCUCCUCCAACAAUCAUCCCACCCUCAUCUGAAGCCGAGGUCCCGGCUACAAUCCCCCCAAAGUCCGCAUCACACUCUUCCCUCCCACGAGACAUCCGUUCCCAAUGGCUCGCUCGUGUUCCGUCCUCUACUACACCCAAGAGCAAGGCUUCCAAGUCGUCAAAGCCUCGUGAUUUGGACUCGUUGAAACGUGUCCUUGCGCGCGAACUCAUCUCCAAGCCAACGCCUUACUCUUCCGAGCCAGCGAACCAAUCCGAUAUGAAUGGUCACCCGCUCGUUCCCAAUACAGAGGAUCUCAUUGGUUUUGUUACCACUGGGUCAUUCAGUCUCAGCGAGGGUCAUGGCAUGGCGAUUGGAUCCAUCGCCGCUGAGAAGGGCGCCUAUGUGUAG
Fusarium vanettenii 77-13-4 is the source of this 2613-nucleotide messenger RNA. RefSeq lists its product as uncharacterized. Gene Ontology annotation, cellular component: nucleolar ribonuclease P complex; ribonuclease MRP complex. The record is from RefSeq and is a predicted model, not a curated record. The transcript is spliced from 2 exons. Bases 1 to 2613 code for a protein of 870 amino acids. NCBI's taxonomy places the organism in Eukaryota, Fungi, Ascomycota, Sordariomycetes, Hypocreales, Nectriaceae. Gene Ontology annotation, biological process: tRNA 5'-leader removal.